Peniophora sp. CBMAI 1063 is the source of this 5634-nucleotide messenger RNA. The record is from the annotation of a GenBank genome assembly. Lineage: Eukaryota; Fungi; Basidiomycota; Agaricomycetes; Russulales; Peniophoraceae.
AUGACCGACAGAACGGCUGAAGCCCCUAACCAUUAUAUCAUAUCCCGGCGUUCCGCUGAACCGCUCGGUCUCAACUACCGAGCUCAUGUUCUAAAUCUAUCUGUCGCUUCUUCUUCCGCUACCACCACCAGGGCCAGCUCCUACAUGCCGUCCGACCUUAAGGCGCACUAUGACCCCCGCAUAGGCGACGAGGACGAGGAGGAGUCCCCGCCCUCGCAGACUCGCCCGGCGCCCCCUCACAUCCAGGUGCCGGGCUCACCGCCUGAACCAGGUCUAUCUUCAGCGUCGGCAUCGGACGAGAAGCUCAAGCGCGCGGCGAGUACCAAGGAGAAACCUCGUAUCGCGCGUCCCAAAGGCGAAGAGCCGCAGUGGCAGAAGGUGGCGCGCGCAGUCAUCAGCAAGAUCCCUCUGGUCAACAAUCUCGGCUGGGUCAAGGCCAACUUUGUCUUCUCCAAACUGAAGCCUGUGAUUCGGAGCUCUGUCGCUGCUUGGGUCGCGGUCGUACUGCUGGUCGUCAAUCCAGUCCUGCGCACCAUGGGGCAGGCUGGUUUCCUCAUUGUCAUCGCCUCCUUCCUAUCACCACCGAGCGACCCUACUAUCGCAAACAUCGAACGGGAGAUUGUUAUCGUGCUGAUAGUCUUGGUGUCCUGGGCAUGGAGUAGUUUGGGCGUGAAGCUGGCCAGUCUGGCCCGUUCUCAGGUCAUCCUCAAUCCGGACCAACAACUUGCUCAACAGGGGGCCUAUGUUGAAGCUGCUCCGUCCGUGAUUCUUGCCGUCUUCCUAUUCGUUGGCACCUCAGUAUUCCUGUACAUCAAGGCACGAAAAGGACCUGGACCAUUCCUCUUUGCUACUGUUCUCGGCUGCAUCUGUCUCGAUAUCUCCAUGCAAACUGCUGUGUUGUACCCAUUCCCACUCUACUCAAUCGGUCAAGCUGUCACUCUACCCCUUGUUUUUCACGCUGCCAUCGCUAUCGCAUGCUCCAUCCUAAUAUUCCCCAUCUCUAUCUCUGCGCAAUUCGUUGUCCGCCUCCGCGGAGUCAUCAACCCUCUUCACGGCGCCAUACUUGAGCACAUGAACGUCCUAUCUACACCUACUACGUCGCCGGAGUUCAGCCCCGCUAUGGCCCGGCAACUGGUCAAUGGAGCCGAAGGGGCUCUUGCUCCUCUAGCAAUGUCCGCCCGCCUUCUACCUCGCGACAUCGUCUGGCACCGCUUCUCUGGACCCGAUCUGGCGGUAUUCCGCGAGCGAUUUGGGCGCAUGACCGUGGCCGCUGGUGGGAUGAAUCAUUACUUCUCGUUGAUCGAUCCGACUCGCGAGCGCUUUCCUGUUACACCGGCGCCAUCUCAGCCAGCCACGCCCAUUUUGUCCCCUACGCAGUCCCGCGCUGCGUCUCCAACCCGCACGGAGCACCGUACCAAUGAUGGCCACGAGUCGCCCAUCAUAGAGGGCAAACCUUACGUCUCUCAUUCGACCGACCACGCUAUGACGACUCGCAACGAUAGCGAACCCACCGUAGGCACGACACCCCCGCAUCCGGGUGGUACCGACUCACAUUCGGACUUCCCCGCCUUCCUCGACUUCUCCAAGAAGCGCGGCAGGAGAAGGCAUCCACACUUUGAGACUGAGCCAUUGACACCGACGUCUUCGCGCGCACCGAGUAUCCGGACAGGACGACAUUCAAAUCGCCACAGUCUUGCUGCCGCCCUACAUCUUCCUGCACUACAUCACCGCGAGCACGUAGUUGGGGUCUUCGAGAGUCAGCGAUACCUUGAUCUCGAGAACACCCAUUGGCAUCAUCCCUUUGCCGCGCGUUUUACGGAGAGAGCGACCGAGCUGCUUCAUGAGAGUGUGCGCGAUGUGCUCGAGAACGCAGCAGGAGGUCUUAAAGCGCUGGACAAGUGGCUUGAGACCAGCAGGAAGCACAAGUAUGCCUUUUGGCGCUGUCGUGACGAUAUGCGACGUAUACAAGAAGAGCGAGCUGCGGGACUUUUGAUCGCCAUCAAUGCACUCAACAAGUCUCUGGAUGACUUCAGGAAAAGCAGGCGGUUCAGAGUGCUCGAGCCGUACCGCGAGGCUUUCGAUCCGAAGCAUCUGGGCUCGAUGACGGGCGAUAACGUACCACCACAUCGCUUCCUAUUCCACUGCUACCUCUACCAAUACCACCUUCGUCGCUUCUGUGUCCGCCUCAACGAAACGUUGGAGCUUGCUCUUGAGCUCGAGACGAAGCGCACCAAGACGCGUCUCUGGCUAGCUGAUUCUGCCCUGUGGAAGAUAUGGAAGUGGUCGAUCUGGGACUUGCACUCGAACGACGAGCGUGAGGACGAUGAGAACCCGGAUGUCAUUCAGGGCGCGGACACCACCGGCGAUCUCGGCGAGGCAAUGUGGCGCGAUCCCGACGCAAUGCCACCCACGAACUGGUUCGAGCGUAUCAUGGCAGCACUGUACCACGGCGUGCGCUCCCUCGGUGGCGCUAACCUACUCUUCGCUCUCAAGGCUGGCCUCUUAACAGUUGUCCUUAGUAUUCCAUCACUCCUCAAGUCGACGGCUGGUUUCGCUUAUGCGGAGCGCUUCAGCUGGGCGGUAUUCAUGGGUCAACUUACGCUUGCGAGGUUCCGCGGAGACACAUCAUUUGGUCUAGUGGCGCGUAUCGUCUCGACCUUCCUCGGCGGCCUUGUCGGUACUGCGAUGUGGUAUGUCUCGACCGGCGAUGGUCAAGGCAAUCCGUACGGUCUGGCGGCUAACACGCACUACAUUGCCGGGACUUUCAGUGCAUACGGGAUCAACUUGGCUUGGCGACGUUUCCUACUCGUGACGUGCGGUGUUGUCGCAGCGUUUAUUUUCUCACUCCUCCCACCAUCAGCGACGCUGCGCGCAUAUCAACGGCGCACAUAUGCUACGACCAUAUCUGAGAUUGGGGGCGCUUACUGCGCCAUCGUAUCGUAUGCGAACUCACGUGGCUCUCAUGAGAAUACGCGAGAGAUCAUGCAGCGCCUGGUGGCCAUACGCCUGAAACUCAAGCGCUCGAUGUUCUUGAAGACGAAUAUCGUUUACGAGUUCUCCCUGCGAGGGAAGUGGCCUACGGAGAGAUAUCAGAAGGUCCUCGAAAUACAGAUCGAAAUUAGCAACCUGCUCUCCCACUUACUCUCAGUGGUUGAGCACCUCGAGCCCGUCUGGUCUCGCGCCUUCCUUCGUCGCACACGAUUCUUGGACGCCGACUUUCAGGGCGACGUUCUGGCCGUCAUCUCCCUCAUCUCUACUGCCUUACGCACCGGCGCUCCAUUACCGCAGAUCACCCCGUGCCCUUUACUAGAGCGAUUCAUCGUUCAUGGUCACGGUCUCAACAUCCUUCGGCACGAACAAGACGACGACUACGGACUGCCUCGGACAAUGACGAUCGAUACGCUCGAGAAUGAGCAGUACUCCGUCUUCUGUGUCGGCGUGUCGACUGCUUUCGGGAUUGUAAACCGCCUGGAUCGACUCAUGGUCGCUACGAAGGAGCUGGUCGGGGAGCAGUAUCAUAUACAUGGGGUUGGUUUCGUGCAGAAGAUGGGUGGAGUGGAUAUGGCGUCGCGAGUCCCAGUCUCAACGCUCAACGCCUCCCGUCUUGAACGCGUGCUCGUCAUCCUCAACCCAGUCCUCGAUAGUAGCUGCGCUCCUGAAACGCGCCGCACAACUGCGCACUGCAAUCCUUUCGCCGAUACCAUCAUGAGAAGCCUGCAGGAUAUCGAUGCAGAAAUCACCCAGACUCGGGACGAGCUCAUUGCGCUUCGUCGUCAGAGGAACCAUCUUUCCGCGACGCAGCGUCUCCCACCUGAAGUCCUCGUGCGCAUACUUCGCCUCACCGACGAGGACCGAUCCUGGCUAAACGCUGGUGAUGGCCACGGCGAAUACAAAGUCACUCGCCCUUUAACUUGGAUGGCCGUCCUGCACGUCUGCUCCCGUUGGCGUGAGAUCUGUUUCAACUUCCCCGCAUAUUGGACGUCCGUACCGACAUGGAACUCCCAUUGGAUGGAGUUGGCGCUCUCUCGCUCUGGCGCUGCACCUAUAGAUCUGUAUUAUGGCCUCAAUACGAAGGACUAUCCUCUGUCAUCUACCGCGGCUCUUAGGCAUCUAGACCGCGUGCGCACUCUCCGCGUUGAGCAUCCGAAAUUCGCAGAGCGGGAUACCUGGUUUGUCCCCUUCAUGACGAAACACCCCGCGCCGUUACUCGAGUAUUUUGAGUAUGGCCCCAUCGGAAUGCAAUUCACAUUAUCGCGACUGGAUUAUUUGAACAUGGACCCUCUCGACUUGGCGGAUAUAUCACUCUUCCAAGGCGUCGUGCCUCAAUUGCAUUCCCUUGGCCUUACCCUGGUUGGCCUCCCACCCAGCUCUGCUCUCCUUGUGCCAACAUUAAGCUACUUGAAUCUCAAUUGCAUUCCGCGCCGAUGGAGAUGGACGUACCCGCAGCUUCGAGACGUCCUUGAACGCCUGCCGCGGCUUCAAGACUUGCGCCUGCACAACGCCUUACCGCUGUGCACAUCCGCAGCAACGGCACCAUCAUCGCAAUUGGAGCUACCAAGGCUUGUGCACGUCAGUCUUGGUAUAGAGCGGUGCCCGGAAGCUCGGGAUUUCUUCACCCACUUUGUUGUACCUCCCACAGCAUUCGUCGAAGUCGAGAGUGAUUGUUCUCACCCACACCCCGAGGAGGUCUUCGAAGACAUAGAAAAUGAAGACAUAUACCCCCCACUACCUGAGGACGACGUACCCCCACAUCAGCGACUGAUUGAGGCCGUGCGCAUGCAUACGCACGGUGUGGGCUCAGACGGGCCGCGCGAAGGAAUGCAACCCGUUCGUCAUCUACAUGCCGAGGUCAGCAUCAAUUCGAUGCGUUUUGGUCUGGACGGACAUCCUUGUGCGGAAGUCGAGUUCGACUGCGAGAAGUCCGUGAACUUUGAUCCUCUCCCAUGGGACGAGGAUCCGGGGUACCAUAUCCCCCAUAUCGUCCUGGAUUCCUACACGCCCGGACCGCACCCAAUCAGCCCUGAGGCUAUCUCAGCUACCGAAGCCGCGCCACAUCUAGCCGUCGAGAUUCCGUGGCUGGUUAACCAGCUCGCGGUACAGCUAAGUGGCGCUAGCGUGGACUCGCACGAAGAGGCCCCCGCGAUAGACGAUGCAUCGGGCUCCGGCUACAGUCCUCUUGCGCACGCACUCGGAGUCAUCGCUCGAGACUGGUCCUUGGAUUAUCUCGAGACAAUGACCAUUUCGGGCUCACGCAAUGCUAUCCCGCUUGCAGACUGGCAGCGAAUCUUCAGCGAUUGCCCCCGUCUGUACAAGUUGUGCGUACACGGCGAUGCAGGCGCCGUAGCACUCUUGUGCGCCUUGUUACAAGGAGAUGGGUCUGGCCUGCCUCUAUUUCCGGCGCUCAACGUGCUAGCAAUCUACGGAGUUGACCUCGGCGAGGGUGGUCUUGGGCUGACUACGCUCGAGCUUCUGCUGCGCCGACGCACCGUCGGCGUAUUAAACAUGAAAAGCUGCAGAGUCAAAGCGCAUUCGGUAGCUGGUUUGCGUCAGGUUAGUCCUGAGAGCGACAUCAUAUGGGAUCAGAAGGAGGACACAAUUCUCCGACGUAUGGCUCAGACUCAGGAUACCGCUUGA